Molecule: messenger RNA, 417 nt
Organism: Symbiodinium necroappetens
Lineage: Eukaryota; Dinophyceae; Suessiales; Symbiodiniaceae
Source: the annotation of a GenBank genome assembly
AUAGACGUCAUCCAGCUGGAGGCGCUGGGUUCGCACCACCUUGUGCUGCUGAGCUCCGGCGCGACAUCUUUGAGUGACCAGGAGGUUAUCGAACGAAUCCGUGGUUUCUCAGGGCAACCCAAGGCCGGGUCACUCUUGGUCGCAGCUGAUGCCGCAGCCAAAAAUGCGGCGCAGAGCAUCACUGGGCCACAGCGAUUUGGCUGCUGCAUCGUGGGUGUGUUCGAGGUCGGGUCAGGCUAUGUUGAGCCAGCUGCGAAGAAGGCCAAGAAAGAUGGCGGUGACAAGGUCAGAUGCAGACACAUUCUUCUUAAACACAAGGACCUGAAGCAAAAGAUGGAUCCGCAGGCGCAUCUGCGGUCCAAGGGUCAGCGGCUUAGUGACUUAAUCAGAAGCAGAGGUGGUACGUGUGUCUGCUGA